Fusarium oxysporum Fo47 is the source of this 1011-nucleotide messenger RNA. RefSeq lists its product as uncharacterized. Bases 1 to 1011 code for a protein of 336 amino acids. Lineage: Eukaryota; Fungi; Ascomycota; Sordariomycetes; Hypocreales; Nectriaceae. The transcript is spliced from 4 exons. The record is from RefSeq and is a predicted model, not a curated record.
AUGACGGUAGUCCAGACUUCGGAGUUCCAAUACUAUGCUGGUCUCGAUCCCUUCCAGCGUAGACUUCUCUACGAGCCAAUCGUUCUCGAGUAUGCAAUGAUUCAAAGUUGCAACCUGGCCCGAGAAGAACCAGAAAGCCACGCGACGGUCGACUUUGACAACCUGCAAUCCGACUUCGAAGCCUUUCGUGUGCUCGUAAAUAAUCUCGCCCAGGUCUGUGACAAUGAACGAGGCGGAAAUUCGGUCACCGCCAUGACAAUUCUCGAAGGGACGAAUGGGCCCGAAUUCGUGUUUGCAGCGAACAGGAAGGACGAAGAGGAGACUAGGGCAACCGCGAGAUUCGUAACGAACUUACUACAGUUGGCCGGGCAGAACCCCCAAAAUCUUAGCUCCGAUGCCCCCGAGAAGAGAGUACUCAGGAUGAUAUUAGCUUUCAACAUGCCCCGAAUUACCGAAUACAAAGACAAACUUGAUAAGGCUUUAGGCCUUUGUCUGGAAGAUCACGAACGGCGACAGUCCGAAGACGAGGCCUUGAAGAGUGAGCUUCAAAAGCUCAGAGAGAAAUGCAACUUCUCGGUCAACAACGUACGCGAGCAGGAGGAAAUCAAGUGCAAGUCUCCCUCCUUCUGUCGACCACUGAGAGAUUGUGAAAGGCUGAUCAACCUGAUCCAUAAUGCCCAGCUGGCGAUGACAGGGAUCAAGAAAGCCGUUAGAACGAAAGCCAGGGGCAGCGAGUUCCUCAGGUCUGGGCCGUGGUGCGAGCUAAAACAUUAUCUCGGCCGUUGGCAUUCCUACCGUCAAGCUGCGAACUUUAUUGUUUGUGCAGCAGCAGCCUGGCCGCUACUAUUUCAGGACUUCAAGAUCACCUCACUACCGUCUAGUACUCGCAUAUCCAAGCCCAUUGCACAGUCAGACCUGACAGCUGUUGCCAUUGUUCAACACAUGGAGGCUUUCGAGAAAAGGAUCUCCGCAGGAUGGGUCUGGAUAAGGCUAUCCAAAUUCAACUCUUGA